Heterobilharzia americana is the source of this 723-nucleotide messenger RNA. Lineage: Eukaryota; Metazoa; Platyhelminthes; Trematoda; Strigeidida; Schistosomatidae. The record is from the annotation of a GenBank genome assembly.
AUGGUAUUGUUUGAGAGCUACGAGAAGCAGUACGGCAGUUUGACUAGUGACAUAACAUUCAAGUUAGGAAAAAUACCUCGACUUAGUGGUGAUGAGAGAACUAAAGAAGUUCGCGAUGUAUCAACACUUUUCGAUGAGACGAAAGAACUGAUUGAACAGAUGUCACUUGAAGUUCAGGAGAUGAGAGUCGAUAUUCGAUCAAAAUACCAAAACCGUCUUGAGUGUUAUCGAAAAGAAUUAGAAAAACUUACGUCUGAAUUCAGGUUACCACGCUAUUCUGCCCGCUUACCUGAUAAAAGAGAUUCAGGAGUUUCUGAUGAUGAAGAAAGCCUGCGGGAAGAGGUUUUGUUUGAUUCGGAUAUGAGGGCUCAGCUUCUGAGUAAUAGUGAAAGGAUAGCUCGAUCUACUACAAAGUUGGAGGACGGUGUCCGUGUUGCUUUAGAGACGGAAGAAGUGGGCGGUCAUAUCUUACAGGAAUUAAGUGAACAAAGGGAAAAACUCCAAAGAAGUCGAGAUCGGCUACGUCAAGCAGACUCCGAUCUAAAGAAGAGCUCGCGAAUAGUUGCCGUAAUGACUCGUCGAGUCCUUCAGAACAAAUUUCUGCUAAUUGCUGUGAUAUCCUUGAUGGUAAUGAUUUUCUUCGUGGCCAUAUACUUGGUUUCCCGUCGUUCUACGCCUGCUACUAAUUUAAUUUCGCCCACAAUAAAUUCAUCUAAUCCGUGA